Molecule: messenger RNA, 5238 nt
Organism: Engraulis encrasicolus (European anchovy)
Lineage: Eukaryota; Metazoa; Chordata; Actinopteri; Clupeiformes; Engraulidae
Gene: ibtk
Product: inhibitor of Bruton agammaglobulinemia tyrosine kinase
Exons: 29
Coding region: 792-5141 (1449 amino acids)
Biological process (GO): negative regulation of protein phosphorylation
Cellular component (GO): nucleoplasm; cytoplasm
Molecular function (GO): protein tyrosine kinase inhibitor activity; protein kinase binding
Source: RefSeq, a predicted model, not a curated record
UGACCUAAUAAGCGGCAUCCAGGCUAUCUCUGUAAUUUUCCUUUCUGAAACUAUCACGCAUUUAAUGAUGAGACUGUUGAACUGCAUCGCCGAGGAUAUGUCCAACAACUCUGUCAUCUUCAUCUAGCGGCAGGUUCCCCUUACAAUUAUGGAGGCUUGAAGGAGGUGUGUGGUUGGGCUGAGGGGAACGUCCCCGUCAGCUGAGAAGGAUUGUGAUCGAUCGGAUGGACAUUUCAAGGGGUUGUGGUGCACAGUGUUGCCUUUUUCAUGUACAAAGUGUAGAUUAUAUAUAUAUAUUUUUGAAAUAGCAUAUUUGUACAAAUUGUAAAAAGAAAAUAAUUUCAGAGAUUUAUAUUUAUACAAAGUGUAAUUAUUAUUUUAUUGAUAAGUUAUCUUGUGCCAUUGGGCUGUGGUGAGUGCGUAACUGUCAUGGUGGACUGACAGGUGUGCUUCAGUGCCCAGGGGUCGCUAGGGUGCUGUGGAAUCCCAACACAAGCACAAUUCUAGCGCCCCGAAAAACCACACGAAACGAAAAAGAGCGCACAAUUAUCCUUUUGCUUUUGAGAGUAAGCCUACACUUUCUUUCUUUGCUUCCUUUUUUACGUUUUGCUUCGCUGCUUUUCUAAACUUUUUGUCAUAGCCCGAGGCUCCACAGAAUACUAAUAGGUGAUCAUAGAGACCAGUGUGGGGAUUCAGGGGUUAAGAGGGUUGACACAUUUCUCACAAGUAAGGUGGGUUGGUGAUUAAAUAGUGAAAGGUGGUGGUGGCGUAGUCGUGUGUCCUGUGUCGCCAUGAGUAUUGUCGCCAUGACGCCCGACUGCACCCCGAAGUGCCGCUCGGCGCAGCACGCGGACGAGGUGGUGGCUGCCAUGACGGUGGGUGGCGGCUCGGACGGGGGAGUUGAGGGCCGGCUCUGCGCCUUCUUGACGGCGCACUGCCACAACGCCGCCACGCUGAGCGACGGCUUUGGCCGCACGGCGCUGCACCUGGCCGCCUCGCUGGGCCGGCGCGGCCUGCUGGAGUGGCUGCUGGAGAGCAAGAGCGCCGACCUGCUGGCCAAAGACAAGGAGUCCGGAUGGACCGCCAUGCACCGCAGCGCCUUCUACGGACACAUUCACUGCCUCAUGGCCCUCGUCAAGCAUGGCGGAUCACUCACCCUCCAGGACAAAGAGGGUCUUUCUACCCUGGACUUGACCAUGAAGGAUCGGCCCGCUCACGUCGUCUUCAGAAACACAGAUCCCACGGAGGUGUACACCUGGGGCAACAACGCCAACUUCACCCUGGGGCACGGCAACCACGAGAGCAGGCACCACCCGGAGAUCCUGGACCUGUUUGCAAGGACUGGGGUCUAUGUCAAACAGGUGGUGCUGUGCAAGUUCCACUCAGUGUUCCUGUCUCAGACGGGUAAGGUGUUCACCUGUGGCCACGGCCAGGGAGGACGCCUGGGGCACGGCGACGAGCAAACCUACCUGGUGCCGCGGAUGGUGGAGGGCCUGCUGGGCGUGUACGUGUGCCAGGUGGCGGCGGCGCGUGACCACACGGCCGUGUUGUCGGAGGACGGCAGUGUCUACUCCUUCGGCCUCAACCGCUUCCACCAGCUGGGCCUCAACCCACCGCCCACCUCCAGCCUCGUGCCCAAACACGUGUCCUGUAAGGCUCUGAAGGGGAGGCAUGUGAUCGGCAUUGCUGCCGGAAGGUUCCACACGGCCAUGUGGACCCAUGACGCUGUCUACACCGUGGGACUCAACGGAGGACAGCUCGGCUACCUGCUGGAUCCCAACGGUGAGAAGUGUGUGACGGCUCCGCGACAGGUGUCGGCACUGCACCAUAAGGAGAUCAGCAUCUCCAUGGUGGCGGCCAGUAACGGGGCCACGGUGUGCGUGACGGUGAAGGGCGACGUCUACCUGCUGGCCGACUACCAGUGCAAGAAGCUGGCCUCCAGGCAAUUGAACAUAAGGAAGAUUCUGGUUACGGGCGGCAGUCUGGAUCACCGUGUGGACCCCCAGGUCCUGAAUGAGAAUGUGGGGGAGAAGGUGGCUAUCCUGGCCCUGGAUGAAGCUGGCCGAGUGUUCUGCUGGCGCUCUGUGGGCGGGGCUCUAAGGCAGUGCAGGUGGGCGUACGGCCGCCAAGUGUUCAUGUCUGACAUUGCCCUCAACAAGAGCAACAUGAUGUUCGUCACGCAGGAGGGAGAGGCCUUCAGCGGCCAGUGGCUAGGGGAGUACAAGAAGAUCUCAGACAAGAAAGACCCAGCUUGUGUGGAGGUGUGUGGCCACUCGGAAGCGGGGGGAGGGGUGUACGAGCGCAUCCGUCUGGAGAAGCUGCCCUAUGUGCACCGCGCCGUCAGCAUCACCACCGACUCCAAGGGACGCAACUUCGGCGUGCUGCAGUCCGACCCCAAGACCAGUCUGUACGAGGUCCCGAGCGUCUCCUCCUCCACCUUCUCGGAGCACCUGCGGCGCCUGCGCUCCGAGGCGGACGAGACGGACAGCAUCCACGACGUCACGCUGCAGGCCGGCGACCGCACCUUCCCCGCGCACAAGUACGUCCUGUCCACGCGCUCCGACUUCUUCCGGAAGCUGCUCUACCGCGAGGAGGGACAGGGGGACAACGGCGAGGGCGGCAACGGCGUCGACUGGGACGAGGAAGAGGAGGUGUGCCGCAGUGAAGACGCGUCCGGCUGCGACCUGCUCAUCCUGGAGAAGGUUCCCCCCGAGCUCCUGGAGCAGGCGCUGCAGUUCAUCUACGCCGACAGCUGUGAGAUGCUGACGCACGGCUCCAGACCCAGCGUGCCGCGCCCUGGCGCCCUGCUGAAGGCCAAGAUGGACGCCAAGCAGCAGCAGCAGGAGCAGCUCAUCCACAGCCUGCAGGAGCUGGGCCUGGGGGACAGCCUGCGCGGACGCUCGGCCCUGGAGGUCUACCGCUCGCUACCGCCCCCCGUCCACACGGAGGGAGAUUACAACAACAAGGAUGCCAAUAAGGAGAAGGCCAACUCCACCAACAAGGGGAAGGGCAACAAGGCGGGCAAGAAGGGGGGAGGGAAGGGCAACAGAGGGGGUGAUGGUGGUGGUGGUGGAGGAGGUAGUACCGGUACGAACCCAGUGAAGAUGCUGCAGGCGCUGGCCAAGAGACUGGGCCUGGGGAGCCUCUCGAGCAGGUUGGAAGGGGUGAAGUUUGAGAACGGCACAGUCACCGUGGCAACCAAGAAGACGGGCAGCAGACCAAAAUUCAACCAGAGGAAGGGCACCUACCUGUGUGAUGUCACACUCCGAGCUGAGGACGGGAAGGAAUUCCCGUGUCACAAGUGCGUCCUGUGUGCCCGCCUGGAAUACUUCAACCGUAUGCUGGGCAACCCCUGGAUUGAGGCCACCAGCUGUACUGCGCUAGAUAUGCCCACCAGCUCUGAGGUGCUGCAGGUGAUCCUGGAGUAUGUCUACACAGACGACUCCCCAACCGUCAAAGAGUCCCAGAAGGUGGAGUUUGUGUGUAACGUCCUAGUGGUUGCUGACCAGCUGCUCAUCUCGCGGCUGAAGGAGAUGUGUGAGGUGGCCGUUACUGAGAACCUGACCCUGAAGAAUGCUGCAGAGUUGCUUGAGUUUGCCUCCAUGUAUAAUGCGGACCAGCUCAAGCUCUCCUGCCAGCAGUUCAUCGUGCUCAACAUGGCUGCCCUGCUAGAGUCCAGAGCGUUGGAUGUUCUGAGUGAGGAUGUUCUAGUGGAGCUCUCUGCAGCCUACAGAAGAAUGAUUCCAGCCAUGCAGAAGCGUCUGAUCACUCCCUACCCCAAUGCCCCGGACCUGAGCGCCUACGAGGACAAAGACCUCCUCUCCUGCCUGGACACCAGCAACCAGACCAACCACACCUCUACCAAUGAGCUGCUCCUGAAGAAGGCAAAGCUCAAAGCCAAGCGGAAACCACGACGACGUCUCGACAGCUCCGGAGGAUACAACCUGUCCGAUGUCAUCCAGAGUCCGCCCCCUUCAGGGGACAAGUGCUUGAGUUCGGGGGUGUUCUUUGGGGAAGUUGUGAGGGAUGGUGGCCCCCCAGCGAAGGCCAACUCUGUGGAGUCUCUUCACGAGGUGAUCACUUCCGACUCCGAGGGCAGCUACAUGGGGGUGGGCAGCCCACGAGACCUGCAGUCCCCCAUCCCCCUCCACCGCCAGGACACACAGGAGGAGAGAUCUGCUCCCCCUUGGAUGAGGACGCCCCCUAGCACCCCGAACCUGAGGAACGAGAGCUCCGCCCUGGCUGUCAGCUCCGCCCCUGAGCCCAUACCUGUGGUCAAAGCCAGUCCCAGUCCCAGUGCUGUCCCCCAGACCCCGCCGGUGGUGGAUCUCCGGAUCAUUAUGGAGAUGGAGGCCAACUCCAUGAGCCAAGGAGGAGCCCCCCCCAAAAGCCCUGGCUCAUGGGGCAGUGUCAGCAAGGCGUCCCCUCUCCCGACCAAGCUGUCCCAGAAGCAGAGGAAGAUGAUGAUGGCCAUGGCGGGGGCACAGGGUCCAGGCCAGGAGAAGGCAGCCGCCGCCGCUAACACCCGAACCCCCUCCGCACCCCCCAUCGUCACCCCCACCAAGCCGGCCAAAGCCUGGGCCACGGCUGUGCAGUCUCCGCCGGCACUGCGCUCAUUCCGGGACGUCCUAGAGGAGGAGGAGAAGCGAGUGAGGAGCCCCCCCUCUGCCUCCGCCUCGGCCUCCCCCGCCUCCUCCUUCUUGGCCCUAGGGGCUGCUGGGAGCCCGGUCGGGGCGGCGGCGGCGGUGGCAGCAGCUGCGUCAUCAUCAUCAGCAGCAUCAGCAGCCGCGGCAGCGGUGGUGACCACAGGAGCCAGGAGGGUGACCUUCAAACGCUCAGACAGCAACGACGCCGAGAAACCUGCAGGCAGGCCGUGGGUGUUGGGGGGCGUGGGCAGCCCUCCUGGCGGAGCAGCAGUGACCUUCGCCACCAUCCUGGAGGAGGAGAGACGACAGGAGGCUGCGCUCAUACGCAGCCGGGAGAAACCACUGGCACUAAUACAGAUAGAGGAGAGGGCCAUUCAAGACCUGUUGCUUCACUACCGCGCGGCCAACAACCCUGAGGAGAUGAUCGUGGUGGAGAGAACCGCCCAGGGCCCUAUAGCCACCCCCACCUGGAACAAGAACACCGGCGCACGCUGAUCACACACACACACACACACACACACACACCUGGAACAAGAACACCGGCGCACGCUGAUCACACACACACACACACACACACACACACACACACACA